Capsella rubella is the source of this 1577-nucleotide messenger RNA. Its product is annotated as E3 ubiquitin-protein ligase Praja-2. Gene Ontology annotation, biological process: protein ubiquitination. The record is from RefSeq and is a predicted model, not a curated record. Gene Ontology annotation, cellular component: cytoplasm. Gene Ontology annotation, molecular function: ubiquitin protein ligase activity. NCBI's taxonomy places the organism in Eukaryota, Viridiplantae, Streptophyta, Magnoliopsida, Brassicales, Brassicaceae. The coding region runs from base 41 to 1291 and encodes 416 amino acids. The transcript has a single exon.
AGAGAGAGAGAGAAAGAGAUCCGAUUCAAGGCCGGGAAAAAUGGCGGAGAUGUCUUGCCUUCAGAUCCACGAUGCUAACGAUGCCGUUUUCAACCGUUAUAACCCUUACGACCACCAACGGCGUCUACAUGAUCACCUGAGAGAUCAAUCCCAGUCUCAGAUCUUCAAUUCGCUUCCUCACUGGGUCCAAUCAGACGACGUCGACCUCUACGUCUCUGAAUUCGAUUUUUCUUCCGGAAACGUUACGGUUUCUGAUUUAUUAUUCACGGCCGCCGACGGUAUUGAUCUGCCCGAUCGGCGUAGCUUUGUCAUGGAUCUGUUCCACCAGCGCGUUGAGCAAUCUCAUGUAAGUCCGCUUCGUGAUUUCGUAAAUCGCGAAAUACGUGGGGAUAGUUUGGAACAUGAUUUUGGAUUUGAGUUAGAAUCUUGUAGCGGUUUCGUUGAUAGUGAUCUUGUAGUAUACCUUAAUGAUCACGAUUACGUUGAUGGGAUGAGGUUAUUAGGGACUGGGUCACGCAAUGUUAUAGACACAGUGGAAUUGCGUUUUGAUUCUGAUGAUGGAGAUGAGUCAGAGAAGGAGGAUAGUGAGAUUUGGGGAAUAGAUUUGAAUGAAGAUGAUGAAUAUGUGAAUGAGGAUGAUGAUGAAACAGAUGCUAGUGUGACAUUGCCUCUCUGUUGGGAUUCACUUCAAUUAGAAGAUUUACGAAUAAACAACGAGGAGUUCGAGUGGGAAGAAGUUGAUGGUGAUGAUGAUGAAAGGGAGGUUUUAAGUGCUUUGGCAGAAGAAGCUGAUGAUAAUAAUUCGGUAUCAGUCUCUGUUUCAGCCACAAUUUCUUUAGAAGAUUUAGCGAUAAGUGAGAGAAGGGCAACUAGUAGUCUAGGGUGGGAGGUUUUGUUAAAUUCUAGUAGUCUCGAGUUUAACCUAGAUGAUGCAGAAAGCAGCAUGGAGUUAUACAUUGGUGAUAUCGAUCGUGAGGAAGAAGAUGGUGAAGAUUAUCUUCAUUCAACAGAAUAUGAGAUGUUGUUUGAGGCUGAGAUUUCAUCUGGUCUUGGUAAGCCUCCAGCAUCCAAAUCGUUCAUAAAGAAUCUGAAAGUGUUUCCUUUGACGAAUGAGGAUGUGAUGGAGAACGAUGACGGGAUGUGUUGUGCGGUUUGCAAAGAAGAGAUGAAUUUGGGAAAGGAGGUUGCAGAGUUGCCUUGUAGACAUAGGUACCAUAGUGAAUGUAUCGUUCCAUGGCUUGGGAUUAGGAACACUUGUCCUGUUUGUCGUUUUGAGUUGCCUUCAGACUGAAGACUGAGCAGGGUCACGGUUCUGAAGACCCUGAAAGUUAGGGUUUACAAGAGAAGAAGAUGAUAUGACUUGCUUGUGUAAUUAAUAGGAUAACUUGACCUGUCUGUAGAUUGUAGAAGAUAAUCAUAUCUCUUAUAUGAAGUAUGAACCAAAUUAUGUAUUAUUUUCUCUCUGAAAUUGAAUCUCUUACAGGAUUUUUCAUUGUUAGUCUUAUAUUCAACUUGUAUUAACAAUCAGCAAACUAAACUGAUACAUUUUGAUGACACUGCUCAGCAGGAUUUUUACA